This is a messenger RNA of Tachysurus vachellii, 372 nucleotides long. It is a transcript of the gene rprm3, whose product is annotated as reprimo, TP53 dependent G2 arrest mediator homolog 3. The record is from RefSeq and is a predicted model, not a curated record. NCBI's taxonomy places the organism in Eukaryota, Metazoa, Chordata, Actinopteri, Siluriformes, Bagridae. The transcript has a single exon. Bases 2 to 313 code for a protein of 103 amino acids.
AAUGAAUGCGUCUGAGGGAUUUGGGGUCCUCAACUUGACUCGAGAACAUCUGGACGGCGCGAGAGGCUGCUGCAACUUCACAUCUGCCGCCGCGUCUGUCGGCACCGGCACCGGAGACGCGUUCAUGCACGAGCGCGAGCAGUUCGUGGCUCGGCUCGUGCAGAUCGCCGUGCUUUGCGUGCUCUCACUCACCGUCGUCUUUGGCGUCUUCUUCCUCGGCUGCAAUCUACUUAUCAAGUCCGAGAGCAUGAUGAACUUACUGGCGGAGGAACGCAGACCGUCAAAAGACACGGAGCUCAUCACGGCCGCGUGACGGUCGGUGUUUAGGGGAACGGGGUGAACCGGCGCUCGUGCGCUCACCCCAGACAUGUC